Messenger RNA from Aspergillus pseudotamarii, 1668 nucleotides. Its product is annotated as putative ferric-chelate reductase (Fre2). The record is from RefSeq and is a predicted model, not a curated record. Gene Ontology annotation, cellular component: plasma membrane. Gene Ontology annotation, molecular function: ferric-chelate reductase activity. Gene Ontology annotation, biological process: iron ion transport; copper ion import; intracellular iron ion homeostasis. Bases 1 to 1668 code for a protein of 555 amino acids. Lineage: Eukaryota; Fungi; Ascomycota; Eurotiomycetes; Eurotiales; Aspergillaceae. The transcript has 4 exons.
AUGCUCCAUCAUAUCUAUUCUAUCGCGUCUAGCAUUCUGUGGCUAACGCUUGUCUGCCCAGCGUAUUCAGCAAAAGGGUUUGUUGGAUAUGGGAUAUCCAUGUACAAACCUCCUUGUGCACAUGCCUGCCGCGCAUCAAUCACAAACCCUUUGAACUGCUCCACGAGCUCAGAUAACGACAUGGUUAUUACAUGGAAGAUCGAGAGGUCCCCAGGGCCAGAAUGCUAUGCGACGAACGAUGCUUUCUUGCAGACCCUCGCGUACUGCAUAUACUCCCAUUGUGAGAUGGUGCCUAACUCUACCCUGCAGAGAUACUGGGAGAUGAAUGUUGCUGGUAGUGAAAAAGACCAGCCACUGCCCAAAGAGGCUUAUCAACAGGCCCUACAAAGUAUCGGUUUCAAGCCUACUAUCACGCCGAAUGUAUCCACGGUAUUGGGGUCAGCCUCACUCGUGUCAGAAGAGCUUUACAAUCUCAAUUGGCGCACUCUGGCGGUCUUCGAGAAAGUAGAAGCAACACAUGAGAGAUACGGAUUGGUUCUUCUUUUAACUGGCGCAAUUAUCCCAAUUGGGCUCUCAUUUGCUCGCUUCAUUCCCGUUCCCACCAAAUUGAAGACGACUCUUGAUGCAUACGUGGUUGCCCCUCCACUCAUUGGAUACCGACACAAAGUCCCCCUAUUCAACACGUUCAACAUGCCCACGAGAGGGCAAGCGCUGUUCAUCGCCUAUCUCAUAAUCAUCAACGUGGUUCUAUGCGCGGUAGGCAUCAACUCAGCUGACCCCAGUGCGUGGUACACUUCCAACCGUGUCGAGAUCCUCACAUAUGUUGGUAACCGCGCUGGGAUUCUGAGCUUUGCAAACAUCCCACUGCUGGUUCUCUAUUCUAGUCGUAACAAUAUCUUACUCUGGCUAACUAACUGGUCCCACUCAACCUUCUUGCUACUCCACCGCUGGAUUGCCCUGAUUUGCGUUAUCGAAGCAUGCCUCCACUCCGCCAUAUACUUGCAAAUCUACAGCGCACAAGGUGAACACUCCAGCGAAAGCAAGCUCGCGUACUGGUACUGGGGUAUUAUCGCAACGCUAGCGAUGGUCAUCAUCGUUCCAGGGUCAAUGCUGCAAGUGCGCCAACGAUUCUAUGAGUUCUUUCUUGCCUGGCACGUGAUAUUCUUCCUGUUAGCGAUGGUCGGAUGUUGUUUACACAUAUACUAUCGAUACAACUUUCAAUGGGGGUAUGAGAACUGGAUAUACGUCGCAUUGGCAGUCUGGGGAUUCGAGCGGGGGAUGCGCAUUCUGCGGUUUGCUAGACAUGGGAUCUGCACUGCUCACGUUGCCAUUGUGGAUGAUGAAUACAUUAAGUUAGAGAUCCCAGGAGUCGCAGCCAAGGGUGAUGUGUAUCUGUAUUUCCCGACCUUGACGUGGCGAGUCUGGGAGAAUCACCCUUUCUCGGUACUGACGGAUAUCUGUUGUGCGUCGCUUGGUGCAGAUCGAUUCGAUCGACUAAACGCUGCGAUCUUCCAGAAUAGUCGUAUGGAUAUUUCUCGCAUUCUCCGGGAGGAAGUCUCUAGGUGUGCGGGAACAGAGGUCGCCGUGAUUGUCAGUGGUCCAUCCAAAAUGGCGGACGAGAAAUUCAUGUUUGAUUGUACCGAUCUGAUGUUAGUCUUAGACAUUUAG